Sphaeramia orbicularis (orbiculate cardinalfish) is the source of this 1154-nucleotide messenger RNA. RefSeq names its product mediator complex subunit 7 (gene med7). Gene Ontology annotation, biological process: regulation of transcription by RNA polymerase II. The transcript is spliced from 2 exons. The coding region runs from base 137 to 901 and encodes 254 amino acids. Gene Ontology annotation, cellular component: mediator complex. Gene Ontology annotation, molecular function: transcription coregulator activity. The record is from RefSeq and is a predicted model, not a curated record. NCBI's taxonomy places the organism in Eukaryota, Metazoa, Chordata, Actinopteri, Kurtiformes, Apogonidae.
GUCAUUUCGGCUGUGUGUGGAAGUGGCUAACCUGCGAUGAACUAGCAUAAUUGUCCAGUUUUAUACCUCAAUCCUGUCACAUUGGAUCUCCAAAUACACAUUCAUCGCCUCAGGUCUCCUAUAAGAGGUUAACACCAUGGGUGAACCUCAGCAGGUGAGCGCCCUUCCCCCUCCACCUAUGCAGUACAUCAAGGAGUACACAGAUGAAAACAUUCGCAAGGGUCUGGCCCCCAAGCCACCUCCACCCAUCAGAGACAGCUACAUGAUGUUUGGCAACCAGUUUCAGUGUGAUGACCUGAUCAUCCGGCCUCUGGAGAGUCAAGGCAUUGAAAGACUCCAUCCUGUGCAGUUUGACCACAAACGUGAGCUUAAGAAGCUCAACAUGUCUAUUUUAGUAAACUUCCUGGACCUGCUGGACAUCCUUAUCAAGAGCCCUGGAAGUCUAAAACGUGAUGAAAAGCUGGAGGACUUAAAGUUACUGUUUGUUCAUAUGCACCACCUGAUCAAUGAGUACAGGCCACAUCAAGCCAGGGAGACAUUGAGGGUGAUGAUGGAGGUGCAGAAGAGACAGAGGCUGGAAACAGCUGAAAGGUUCCAGAAACAUCUUGAAAGGGUAGUGGAGAUGAUUCAGUCAUGUCUUGCCUCUUUGCCAGAUGACUUACCUCAGAUGGAUGGCCCUGAAGGCCCUAGUGAUGGGACGAGGAGCGCAUCUGUAGCAGGUGGUGUUGGUUGUUCUUCUGCGCAGACUCCCAGGAUGAACACAGAACCUAUGGAUGCAGAGGAAGCAGGAGCCAGCUGCAUGGCAGCAGGUCACCAGGACAGGAGCACCGCUGGUUUAAAGAGAGACAAAAUAUGGGAUAAGGAUGCUGCCAUGUGCAGUAUUAUUGAUGAAAUUGCUUAGGUUCCCUCUUUGUAAACCAAAACUAUGGUUUUCUUUCACUUGUACUUGUACUAUCGUACUUGGCAUAAGUAUGGGCAUGUUUAUUUUUUUUCCACAUCCUGAAAUUACUAUCUGGAGUUGUCAUGUAGCUAUUACCUAUUAAUUCUGUUUUUUGAGGAAUUUAGGAAGCUUGUGGUGCCAAUUUUUUCUUUCCUUUUUUUUUGAAUGAAUUUAAAUAAAGAAGUAAAUAAAUGUUUUUGUGUAAUUAAAUAUA